Molecule: messenger RNA, 528 nt
Organism: Pipistrellus nathusii (Nathusius's pipistrelle)
Lineage: Eukaryota; Metazoa; Chordata; Mammalia; Chiroptera; Vespertilionidae
Source: the annotation of a GenBank genome assembly
AUGCAGGAGGUGGAUGGGAGGAGCGGCUGGGGAGGGAGACGAAUGCAGCAGCCAGAGCUGGGAGCAGCCAGGCUGCUCUGCCUGCCGUCCAAGCCCAGAUCCAGCCAGGGAGCCCAAGAGCCAGGGGUGACUUUUGGUUUAAAAGAGCGGCAUCCGAUGGUGGUGAGGGCCACAAUCAGCGCUUUGGGCUUCCUUAGCCUGAGGGAGGCCUUUUCUCUUCGGAGGGUGGGACCCCCCACCCCCCAGCCACCCGCGUCCAAGGCGCCUAGAGAAGAGCCGGGCUCAGCAGCCGCCUUGUGUCCGGUGGAGGCUGGCCGCGGGAGAAACCGUCUGAGUGCUCAGGGUGUCCCGGCUGCCCGUGCCCCGCAGGUCUUCGGCCACCGGCGCGGGGCGAUGCCGGCCUCGUCCACCAUCCACGUGCUGCAGCUGCUGCGGGAGCUGCUGGCCUUCGUGCUGCUCAGCUACACGGUGCUCCUGGGCGCGCUGCUGCUGGCCGGCUGGACCACCUACUUCCUGGUGCUGAAGUGA